CGGGGCGGCAGGACAAAUAUAAAUAAAUUCAUCUGUUUAAUCAAGGCAUAAACGGUAGUUUAUUGCACCAGAGUAGAUAUUUGUGUCGACCGUCAUUAAGGUUUGGAAUUAUGUUGAAACUGGUGUGCAUUGCUGCACUUGUUGUAACAUGGUCUACUUCCGGCGUAGUAUCCAAAUCGUCUACUGCAAUAGCACAAGGAGAUAGCAGUAGUGAUGCCCCAUCUGUAAAGAGUGUACCAUUACGUCCACCGUCUCACCAUACGUCGCAGGAUAGAAAGCGAGACGACAUCAAAGUCGAUACUACAAAAUUAGAUAAAGAAGAAAAGUCUAAAGCAAGGAAGGAAGACAAAAAAUCGCCGAAAGAAGAAAAAGACAAGGAUAGCCAUCAUCGUCUAGAGCAUGAUACUCAUCGGGAUUCGAAAAAUGGACGGAAAAUUCAGCACGGAGAAGAAAAGGGGAAGGAAGGGGAAAAAAGUGAUCGAGCUGAGGAAGAACAUGUAAAGGUUGCUCAGUCUAGAGCAAACGACAAGAGAACAAAUAAAGAGGAAAAGAAAAAUCGAUCAAAAUCAGAGAGAAGAGGUGAACAUUAAACAUAAAUUUUUCGUUAUUAUAUAAUUAUGUAUAUUUGUUUAUAGAAUUAUUUAUUUUUUCCGCGUAUGUAAUAAUACCAUAAUUAUACGUUGUUUUAGUAUAUUUAAAUUUUGUUCUAUUAGUAUAACAAAUGUACUGUAUUUCCAUAAAUUGUUACAUAUUAACGCACUAGUUAGGUAUUAUUAUGUAAUGUAUAUGUUUUCAUAAAGAAAAAGAACCAAACAA
Molecule: messenger RNA, 816 nt
Organism: Cylas formicarius (sweet potato weevil)
Lineage: Eukaryota; Metazoa; Arthropoda; Insecta; Coleoptera; Brentidae
Product: cylicin-1-like
Exons: 2
Coding region: 111-590 (159 amino acids)
Source: RefSeq, a predicted model, not a curated record